Mucor mucedo is the source of this 2079-nucleotide messenger RNA. RefSeq lists its product as uncharacterized. The transcript is spliced from 4 exons. Lineage: Eukaryota; Fungi; Mucoromycota; Mucoromycetes; Mucorales; Mucoraceae. The record is from RefSeq and is a predicted model, not a curated record. Bases 90 to 2021 code for a protein of 643 amino acids.
AUCAAAUUUGAUUAAACAAACAUAACACACACAAACUUGUAAAAAGUACAAAAAAGAAAAAAAACCCAAUUUUUGGAUAGAUAUCUGUUAUGUAUCAACAGAUCUAUAAUUACGGGCAUUCGCCACAACAACAACAACAACAGCAGCAGCAGCAACAACAACAACAACAACAACAACAACAGCAGCAGCAACAACAGCAACAACAUCAUCAAGAAGAGAAUGACACUAAUCGAGAAAUAAAACCCGAUACCAUGUUUUAUAAUCAAAGUAAUAACCAACAACAAUAUCAAUCUUCGUUAUCGAGCCCUUAUACUAUACGAUACUCUUCCUUCGAUCCAAACAGUUUUGAACACCAUCCCUCGCACCAGAAUUUACAUUACAAUCAAGCGCAAGCGCAUAAUGAAGAACAUGCUGGCAUGCAUUCCUUCAAUGGAUUCCAGUCCGAUAUUGUGGCUAGUUUAACCAAUUCACCCGUGGGGUAUAACCCUGUCGACAUACACCAUACCUCGAAUACAAACACAUCGACGAUCACAGCUACUGUAUUACCUCCGUUAAAUACAACACCUAUUAUGAUGGCCCCUUUACAGCACCAUCAAACGACAUCCCAUCAAACGUACUUACUUGCACAAAAGAAACCAUUGAAAGGCUCUCCCCGGCCCUCACGUGAAAGAGCUCCAUGGACACCCGAAGAAGACCAGCUGUUGAAAUUAGCGGUUCAGCUCUACGGCGAUAAAACCGAGAAAUGGGCCAAGAUUGCAGCUUGUGUGCCUGGUCGCACCAACAAGAACUGUAGAAAAAGAUGGUUUCAUUCCUUGGAUCCCUCACUUCGAAAGGGCGCUUGGACGGAAGAGGAGGAUCAACUUUUGCGAGAAGGUGUGAGUAAGUACCCUAAUCAAUGGAGUAAAAUUGCAGACAUGUUACCUGGUAGAACCGAUGAUCAGUGUGCAAAACGAUGGAGAGAGAGUUUGGAUCCCAGUAUUGAUCGAUCCGAGUGGACACAGAUGGAAGAUGCCUUAUUGAUGGAGAAAUACGAGGAAUAUGGCUCUCAGUGGCAAAAAAUCGCCUUCUUUUUCGACGGUAGACCCGGCUUACAUUGUAGAAAUCGAUGGAGAAAAUUACAGCGUAUGGUACAGAUUAAGAAGGAUAAAGAAGGUGCAAAUUUAAACGCUCCGUUUUUCAAUACAUGUGCUCAGGAUCAAACCAUUCGAUUUCAGCAACAUGAAGAUGACACAAAUACUACUAAUAACACUAAUACCAAUAAUAAUGUACAUAAUGACACUAAUAAUAAUAACAACAAUAAUAUCCCAAAUAAUUCACCAAAUUCAUUCCAUCAUCUAACUACGCUGCUCUCUCAACAACAGCAACAGCAACAGCAACAGCAACAGCAGCAGCAACAACAACAACAACAACAACAACAACAACAGCAGCAGCAGCAGCAGCAACAACAACAGCAACAGCAAAAUCAACAGCAUCAUCAGCAGCAUCAUCAGCAGCAUGAUCCUUCCGUAUUAGUUCAAUUUUCAAAUCCACCACCAUCAAGUACAACCGAAGAAUUUGAUGAAUACGGAACAGGUGUAAAGCCCUUUGGUUGCGAUGUACCUGGAUGUUAUGCUGUAUUUGCGGCUUCUACAGGCUUAUUUUAUCACAUGAAAAAUAUCCACCCUCACUUAGAAGGAGUCGAAAAGCCUUAUCGAUGUGCGAUGACUAAUUGUUCGAAAAAGUAUAAAAAUAUCAAUGGACUUCAAUAUCAUAUCAAGGACGCUAAAGGAACAACAGGUCAUGGUGGCGGCACGGGUAUGGCGGGAGAUGAUGAUAGACCUUACCGUUGUACGAUUGCUAGUUGUAAAAAAGCCUAUAGAACAGCCAGCGGAUUCCGUUACCAUCAGCAAAAUGGUCACAAUGUGCAACCCCAAUUACCGCAACCACAUUUAUUAUCACAACAACCUCAUCUUCAACAACAACAACAGCAACAACAGCAGUUUCGUAUGAAGAGAGAGAAAUGGGUGAUGGAAGGCGUGUAAAUAAAAAUACCUUCUACCCUCUUACACCUUAUGUAUAAAGUUGCAUUGCCAUUUAUUG